AUGAAUCUUAACAACGUACGUCCAUUUGUUCAUAUUGGUAUUAUAUCUCCAAAUGCAACUUUUCCGUCACGUGCAACUUUUGGAGCAGCAGGUUUCGAUCUAUCCUCUAGUGAAAAUUAUACUAUUCCAAGUAAAUGUCGUGAAUUAAUAUCGACUGGAAUAAAAAUGUCUAUUCCAGAAGGUUGGUAUGGACGCAUUGCUGGUCGUUCUGGACUGGCAAUAAAAUAUGGUAUUGAUGUAAUGGGUGGUGUAGUCGAUGCUGAUUACAACGGUGAGAUUUUUGUUAUUUUGAUAAAUCAUGGAAAUGAUGUAUUCCAAGUGAAGAAAGGUGCAAGAGUUGCACAAAUUAUUUUUACUAAAUGUAUGACUGAUAUUGGUGUUUUGUGUGGACCAGAAUUCAUUUAUUCUGGUUAUAUUCAAAAAGUUGAACCAUCAAGAAUUAAUAGUUGUGAGCCUCAAGAUUAUUCCACUCGUGUCCGUACAAAUAAUUUAAUGAUGAUUCAAGAAAAUUCUGCUAAUAGCACAAGCGAUAAUAAUGGCGUUAUGUUUGGUGCGUCAUCUUCUGACAUAUCAUUGUCGAAACAAUAA
Aphidius gifuensis is the source of this 588-nucleotide messenger RNA. RefSeq names its product deoxyuridine 5'-triphosphate nucleotidohydrolase-like. Lineage: Eukaryota; Metazoa; Arthropoda; Insecta; Hymenoptera; Braconidae. The transcript has 3 exons. The record is from RefSeq and is a predicted model, not a curated record. Gene Ontology annotation, molecular function: magnesium ion binding; dUTP diphosphatase activity. Bases 1 to 588 code for a protein of 195 amino acids. Gene Ontology annotation, biological process: dUTP catabolic process; dUMP biosynthetic process.